Molecule: messenger RNA, 1335 nt
Organism: Rana temporaria (common frog)
Lineage: Eukaryota; Metazoa; Chordata; Amphibia; Anura; Ranidae
Product: olfactory receptor 1L6-like
Exons: 1
Coding region: 170-1096 (308 amino acids)
Biological process (GO): G protein-coupled receptor signaling pathway
Cellular component (GO): membrane
Molecular function (GO): olfactory receptor activity; G protein-coupled receptor activity
Source: RefSeq, a predicted model, not a curated record
GUGUAUCCCUCAAUAAAUAUAACAUAUGUGUGUUAUAAUGUAUCUGGUUUUGGUCUGCAAAACAUGUGUUAUGACCUACUGCUUAUAGAUUUGUGUAACACCAUACUAAUUCAGGCAUACUACUCUCUGAUCUGAUCUUCAUCUUUUCAUCAUAACUGGUCAGUUAUACAUGGAGCCUACUCAGAAUAAAACUAUUUCUGGCUUUAUCCUGUUGGGUUUCUCUGAUGUGCCUCAUCUUCUCCUCCCACUCUUCUCCUUUUUCUUGGUUGUGUAUGUCCUCUGCAUUGCAGGUAACUCAUUUAUGAUUAUGCUUAUUGUAUCACAGCCCCAACUUCACACCACAAUGUACAAUUUGAUGGGGAACCUUGCCUUUGUGGAUGUGUGUUUUACCUCUACAAUCAUCCCUUGGUCCUUGUAUAGCCUUCUGUUCAGAGACACCCAUAUCUCCAUCCAUGGCUGCUUCACACAACUCUUUCUAUUUGUCGCAGUGGCCAGCAUGGAGGGUUAUUUGUUGACCAUCAUGGCCUUGGACCGAUAUUGUGCAGUGUGUUUACCCCUUCGUUACCUGAUAAUUAUGAACAGUAGGACCUGUAUCUGUCUGCUGGCUUUCUGUUGGAUCAUUGUCUUUCUCCAGUCUACUUUCUACACUGUUUUGACUUCUACUCAGACAUUCUGUAGUUGGGUUAUCCAUCAUUACUUCUGUGAUGUCCCUGUACUAAUGAAGUUAGCUUGCUCCGAAAUCUCAGAAGCUCUACAAAUCGUUAACUAUACCAUAGUUUCCCUCAUCAUCGUUGGCCCAGUACUCAUCAUCCUUGGGUCGUAUGUACUCAUUAUCAGAGCAGUGUUGGCUAUACAGACAUCCCAAGGAAGGAGCAAGACCUUCUCCACCUGCUCAUCUCACCUUACCAUGGUCAUCCUCCUCUACAGCACAAGCCUAUUUAUGUACUUCCGGCCAAUGUCCAUUUACUCCCCGACCUAUGAUCGGGUCAUCAGCGUGGUGUCCUGUGUCAUUAACCCAACGCUCAACCCCUUUAUUUACAGCCUGAGAAACAAGGAUGUGAAAAACGCUGUAAGAAGAAGUCUAAAAUACAAAUAAAAAAUGCUACAGGUUAAGGCAAAACUAUAGUUUUCUAGUUAAAUUAAUACUGUAAGGAUUGAUCAUUUUGUCAUUAGCUUGUUUGACCACUUUUGAUCUAUUAUACAUAGACAAGUACAGACAUACAUGUACGGUCAGUAAUAUGAAAACCUUUUGACUGUCUAUGAAGGGCUGUGAUAAGUAUGCUGCUCAAUGUGUACCCUUUUGUUACCCAACCACCGAAAAUGUUGUUUUUAAUU